CAGAGGCUCGUCUUCAAUCUGCAGCUGCAUCAUUCAGCAGGAAAACAUCCAGAAUGAUUUAAGCAUCUGUGAUCCGACAGAUCCACGCCAUUUGCUGCUCCGACUGUUUCACUUGUAUACAUCUGUGCCAGUGUUCUGCUGAGGUCGAGUAGAGCCAGGGUUCUGCUGAAACCCUCGCAGGAUCUGGAGGCAGUGAGUGGGGAGGUGAUGAAUCUGGCAGGCGUGGUCGUGGGCCGGUCCAGCCUGCCAUAAACGUCCAAAAACAGAGAGAUGCGGAGGUCUAAGAAAACACAGACCCAGAUCACACCGUUCACACUGGACAAACGAGCCUAACUAUCGAUCGCUAGGUUCUGACACAUUUCACAGGGCGUCUGUGCGCGCGAAGGACAAAGAGGAGAGGAUGUUGUAAGCCAUAUCACCUGGUCCUGCUUUGCGUAUCCUUUCCUUUUUUCCUCUGUUUCCUUUCAUUCCCCUUCUCCUCUGCCCCACGCUGGGAAGAAGAAGAUGAGCAGAAGUCCCACUCCUAAAGGGACUCCUGUCCAGCACAGUCCUGUAGACGGAGAGUGUCUGGAGGGAGAGAUGGUCCAGUCUCCGCAGGAAUCCAGCGGCCUCAAGAAACGAGUUUCCAGUCUCCUGCAAAGCCCUUCCUUCAGAGAGGAGCUGGAUGUGUUGAUUCAGGAGCAGAUGAAUAAAGGAGAAAGCUCCUCUAAUCUGUGGGCUCUCAGACAGAUCGCAGACUUCAUGGCCACUCACGGAUCCCCGGCCUCGCUGCCCGUCUCUCAGUCCACUGUGAGCAUGGUGACCCCCAUCAACGAUCUGCACGGAUGGGACCCGGGCUCCAUGGUGAAGGGCGAGAGACUGAUGCGCUGCAAGCUGGCCAGUGUUCACCGUCUGCUGGAUCUGUUCGGCUGGACACAGCUGCCCAACACCUGCCUCACAAUGCGUGUUAGUAAAGAACAGGAGCAUUUCCUCGUGCUGCCGGACGGUUUGGCCUACGGGGAGGUGACCGCCUCCAAUCUGGUGAAGGUGAAUAUUCUGGGGGAGGUUGUGGAGAAAGGCAGCACUGCUCUGGAAGUGAAUCUGUCUGCGUUUGGUCUGCAUUCUGCCGUCUAUUCAGCUCGACCGAACAUCCGCUGCCUCCUGCACCUCCACACUCCAGCCACGGCCGCGGUAUCAGCCAUGAAAUGUGGCCUUCUGCCGCUAUCCCAUGAGGCUUUGCUGGUGGGCGAUGUAGCUUAUUAUGACUAUAAUGGAGUGAUGGAGGAAGAAGAGGACAGAGUGGAGCUCCAGAAGAGCCUUGGCCCGACAUGCAAGGUGCUGGUGUUGAGGAACCAUGGAAUCGUGGCACUGGGAGAGUCAAUGGAGGAGGCCUUUUACACCAUCUACCACAUCCAGACCGCCUGUCAAAUACAGGUGGCAGCACUGUGCAGCGCUGGAGGAGAGCAGAACCUGAUCCUGCUGGACCGCAGUGUUCACCGACCCGUCUCCAGAGGCACUGUGGGCUGGGCCGGAUCCACCUUCGGUCCCAUGCACAAGAGCAGGCUGGGAGAACACGAGUUUGAAGCAUUGAUGAGGACGCUGGACAAUCUGGGUUACCGUACAGGCUAUGCUUACCGUUUCCCAGUACUGCUGGAGCGCUCCAGAACCAGGAGAGAGGUGGAGGUUCCUGCCACCGUCACCUCAUUUUCCUUUCAUGACGAUGGAGUUCAGCCUCACCCUCGUCUCCAUCCUCACGCCCAGAGACAGCAGCAGAAGACCAGAUGGCUAAACACCCCAAACGUCUAUCAGAAGGUCGGCCAGGACCAGGCCAGUCCAGGACAUCGCUCUACGUGGCAGAAGUCAGAGGAAAUCACGCAGGGCAGUGGACAGGCCAUUAAAAUUGAGAACCCAAACCAGUUUGUCCCUCUGUUCACCAACCCACAGGAGGUGCUUGAGACUAGAAAUAAGAUACGAGAGCAGAAUCGUCAGGACAUGAAAACAGCCGGACCUCGGUCUCAGGUGUUAGCCAGCGUCAUCACAGACAACAGUCCACCGACACCAGAGUCUGAGGAUCCUCCGUCCGCUGCGGAGCCCGAGACUCCGAACCCCUUCACCGAGCUGACGGAUCUGGAGCUGGACGAGUACUGCAAGGAGGUCCAGCGCAAGCAGGACGGUGUGGAGGAGGUAGUGAAUGACUCGGGGGCUUCCCCGAAUGCCUCCCCCAAAAAGACCCCACCGUCAGAUGGGAAAGCGGUGCAGAACGAUAAAGGCGAUGAAAAGAAACAGCAGGAGGAGCUAGAAAAACAAAUGAAGGCACUAUCCACCACUGACACGUCAGAAACCACGCCCUCGGCCCCGCCCACAACUCCGCCCACUGCCCCGCCCAACAAACCCGCAGGCAACACUCCAGAUGGCUCGCCUUCCAAAUCUCCAUCCAAGAAAAAAAAGAAGUUCAAAGCUCCCUGUUUUCUAAAGAAAAGCAAGAAACAAAAAGAGAAAGCAGAAUCUUGAACUCUUAGUACUUUCACACAUCUUCACAUCCAGUCCAUCUACUGACCUUUACAUGCCAUACGAGUUUUUCACUAUGGUUUUGUGACUUGAAACACGUUUUCGGUACACGAUGCAAAUUUCACAAUGCUUUACUGAUGUGACCCUUCCCUUGCUUCAAAAUGAAUUGCACUUAGUACAUGUGUAGAAAAAGAAUGUGGCAUUGAGUAAGCAUUGAUUGUUCAUGUCUAUCGAGUCUGAUUGUUGCUCAUUAUCAUGUUUAUAGAAUUACAUGUGG
This is a messenger RNA of Carassius carassius (crucian carp), 2764 nucleotides long. RefSeq names its product beta-adducin-like. Gene Ontology annotation, molecular function: actin filament binding. NCBI's taxonomy places the organism in Eukaryota, Metazoa, Chordata, Actinopteri, Cypriniformes, Cyprinidae. The record is from RefSeq and is a predicted model, not a curated record. The transcript is spliced from 15 exons. Gene Ontology annotation, biological process: barbed-end actin filament capping. Gene Ontology annotation, cellular component: plasma membrane; postsynaptic density; cytoskeleton. Bases 505 to 2490 code for a protein of 661 amino acids.